AUGCCAAAACGAGCCCGCGCUGAACCUGCCGAGACUUACGACUCUGAUGGUGGUUUCGUAUCCGAUGAUGAUGGUGCUGUUCGCAAGUCCAAAAAAUCUAAGACCACCAAAGCUACCAAAGCCACUACAGCAGCUAAACCCACUUCCUCCUCCUCCGCCAUCUCUCCUUCAUGGGAUCUCUCCACCGGUCGCACUCCUCGCAAAAUUGAGCUUUCAGACUUCAAAGGUCAAACACUCAUAAACAUCCGCGAGUUCUAUGAGAAAGAUGGAAAUGUUUUACCUGGAAAAAAGGGCAUCUCCUUAACAGUGGACCAAUACAAAAACUUCCUCAAAUCCAUCCCCCAAAUCAACGCCAAUCUUAAGAAAAAAGGUAUUGACGUUAGUCCUGAUGAAGAGGAGGCAGAGGAAGACGAGGAAGAAGUAGAAUUGGAUGAUGAAGAGGAGGAUGAAGAAGAAGAAGCCGUAGAAACAGACUCAGAAGCCGACAAAAAAUCCAAGUGCAAGAAUAAAAAAGUCAAGCCAGAAGCGCAGAAGGGUAAGAAGGGCAAGAAAGAAAAUAUUGAAGCUACGAGUGAUGAGGAAGAAUGA
This is a messenger RNA of Botrytis fragariae, 588 nucleotides long. RefSeq names its product putative transcriptional coactivator p15 protein. Bases 1 to 588 code for a protein of 195 amino acids. Gene Ontology annotation, biological process: positive regulation of transcription initiation by RNA polymerase II. Gene Ontology annotation, molecular function: DNA binding; transcription coactivator activity. The record is from RefSeq and is a predicted model, not a curated record. The transcript is spliced from 3 exons. NCBI's taxonomy places the organism in Eukaryota, Fungi, Ascomycota, Leotiomycetes, Helotiales, Sclerotiniaceae.